AACUCUAUUGACUAUUGUACCCAAAAUGCAACGCGUAUCUUAAGCCUACUGCGCAUGCUCAUUUCCACCACCGAUUUUGUAAUAUCUACUUUCUUUUCCAAAUGUAAUCGUUCAGGUUGCAAUAAUGCAGCUAGAUAUGAACGGUACUUUAUCCGUCCAUGAUUUUGGCACUGCAAACCGACGUUGACAUUUUUGCAGGCGGCGAGACCGUAUCACUCAGCAACGAGGGAUUUAUUUCCAUUCGCCGCAGUAGCUAGUUUAGGUGACGUUAUUCUCCACUAAUGUUGAAAGCAAGGAAUUAUGUUGUAACGUUAUUUCUGUGGCAAACAACAGUUGUAAACUGUCUGUCAGUGUCAGUCUGGUGAAUGAGUUAAUGGACUGAACGGUAAAGCGAAUUGGGGAGUUAACGUAGCUGUCAGCAACUUUGACUUUGUAACGCCUUCGCUAACUAGAAGCUAGCUGGCUAGUUAGCCCUGACAAGAAGACAACAUGUGGCAAAGCGUUGGUCUAACUGUGCUGGUUAUUGUGGCCACCCUUGUGUGUGCGUUGCUCUUCAUGGUGUUUGGUUGGUAUGUUGUCUGGCAGCUCUUUCUGUCCAAGUUCAAGUUCCUGCGUGAGAUGUUGGGCGACACCGGAUCUCCACAGACAGAGACCCAGCCGUCCGAAUCAAAGAGCAAGCAUACCUCUCCUCCAACCCAACGCCAGAGGCUCAAGACUGCCCGCCAGAGGGUUGUUCCUCCUGAAAACACUACAUAGAUGACCACACCGAUCUGCUAUCAGUCUCGCCCUGUUCCCCUAUUCACCCCUCGUCACUCUAGGAAACCGUGGUGGACAAAAUGAAACCCCUUACUAAAUGGCAUGAUGUCGAAUGUCAUACUAUUCCCAUGUCCAUGCAUACUACUCCCCUUUCCACUACCUUACAACGUCCUCGUCGUAGACACUUGAUACUCUACUUUUCUCUCCUGGACACUCUUACGAGACUACGUAUAGCUGCUGAUGUUAUAAAGGCACAAGCCAUCAAAUCAUGGGACAUUCUGUGUACAACUUGUUCACGUUUCAAAUAUUUAUUUUAGCUGUUCACAGUAUAUGUACUGAGCAGCACAUCCAGUCUCUUCACUUGGCCUUAACUGACACUGCAAUAUGGUCAGCUCCCACUGGCUGUCAUGCUGCUAACACCUGCACAGGGAAUCGCUGCUAACACCUGCACAGGGAAUCUGUUUCUCCAUGAUCACACAAGUGAAUUCUCUGUCAAGACUGUGUAUGUGUGCGUUUUGAGAGUUUGUUUAUUUGAACAUGUUUUUGUAGCAAAGCCUAUAUUCUGACAAACCUAGACAAACUGUUGUAUAAAACAGGCACAUUUGUUAGCAUUUGCUUUCAGACAGAAGCAAAACAACUGCUAGAAGAAAAAAAAACGUAAUGAAACAAUUUGUAUAACUGAUAAAGUUCCUUGUCGUGUUCAUUUCACUUUAUUUGUAACCAAAGUGCAAUGAAAGGAAUGUUUAUUUUUGAGGUUUUUAUUGUUGGUCAGAAAUUAAUACAUAUACAGUACAUUCAGAAAGUAUUCAGACCCCUUGACUUUUUCCACAUUUUGUUAUGUUACAGCCUUAUUCUAAAAUAAAAAUGGUUUACCCUCAUCAAGAGGAAACACAGAUCCCCAGAUCUGUGCCUCGACACAAUCCUGUCUCGGAGCUCUAACGGACGAUUUCUUUGACCUCAUGGCUUGGUUUUUGCUCUGACAUGCACUGUCAACGGUGGGACCUUAUAGACAGGUGUGUGCCUUUCCAAAUCAUGUCCAAUCAAUGGAAUUUACCACAGGUGGACUUCCAAGUUGUAGAAACAUCUCAAGGAUAGUCAAUGGAAACAGGAUGCACCUGAGCUCAAUUUCCAGUCUCAUAGCGAAGGGUCUGAAUACUUAUGUAAAUAAGGUACUUCUGUUUUUUUUUUAUCAAUCUACAAAAUGUCAACUGUUUUUUUCUUUGUCAUUAUGGGGUAUUGUGUGUAGAUGAGGACAUUUUUUUAAUGUAAUCUAUUUUAGAAUAAGGCUGUAACAAAAUGUUAAGUCAAGUGGUCUGAGUACUUUCCGAAUGCACUGUAUAACUGUUGUUAUGGAAUGGUGUGGUUACAAUACCACAACGAAGACGAUAUCCAGGCUCCGUAUGUACAGUUGAAGUCGGAAGUUUACAUACACCUUAACCAAAUACAUUUAAACUCAGUUUUUCACAAUUCCUGACAUUUAUUCUAGUUUGAAAUUCCUGGUCGUAGGUCAGUUAAGAUCACCACUUUAUUUUAAGAAUGUGAAAUGUCAGAAUAAUAGUAGAGAAGGAUUUAUUUAAGCUUUUAUUUCUUUCAUCACAUUCCCAGUGGGUCAGAAGCUUAUUUACACUCGGUUCGUAUUUGGUAGCAUUGCCUUUAAAUAGUUUAACUUGGUCAAAUGUUUCAGGUAGCCUUCCACAAGCAUCCACAAUAAGUUUGGUGAAUUUUGGCCCAUUCCUCCUGACAGAGCUGGUGUAACUGAGUCAGGUUUGUAGGCCUCCUUGCUUGCACACACUUUUUCAGUUCUGCCCACAAAUGUGCUAUAGGAUUGAGGACAGGGCUUUGUGACGAUCACUCCAAUACCUUGACUUUGUUGUCCUUAAGCCAUUUUGUCACAACUUUGGAAGUGUGCUUAGGGUCAUUGUCCAUUUGUAAGACCCAUUUGCGACCAAGCUUUAACUUCCUGACUGAUGUCUUGAGAUGUUGCUUCAAUAUAUCCAUGUAAUUUUCCUACCUCAUGAUGACAUCUAUUUUGUGAAGUGCACCAGUCCCUCCUGCAGUAAAGCACCCCCAUAACAUGAUGCUGCCACCCCGUGCUUCACGGUCGGGAUGGUGUUCUUCGGCUUGCAAGCCUCCCCCUUUUCCUCCAACCAUAACGAUGGUCGUUAUGGCCAAACAGUUCUAUUUUUGUUUCAUCAGACCAGAGGACAUUUCCCCAAAAAGUACAAGGUUUAAUCCCCAUGUGCAGUUGCAAACCGUAGUCUGGCUUUUUUAUGGCGGUUUUGGAGCAGUGGCUUUUUCCUUGCUGAGCAGCCUUUCAGGUUAUGUCCAUAUAGGACUAGUUUUACUGUGGAUAUAUAUACUUUUGUACCUGUUUCCUCCAGCAUGUUCACAAGGUCCUUUGCUCUUGUUCUGGGAUUGAUUUGCACUUUUCGCACCAAAAUAUGUUAAUCUCUAGGAGACAGAACGCGUCUCAUUCCUGAGCGGUAUGACGGUUGCAUGGUGUUUAUACUUGCCUACUAUUGUUUGUACAGAUGACCGUGGUACCUUCAGGUGUUUGGAAAUUGCUCUCAAGGAUGAUCCAUGUUUUUUCUGAGGUCUUGGCUGAUUUGUUUUGAUUUUCCCAUGAUGUCAAGAGAAGAGGCUCCACGUUUGAAGGUAGGCCUUGAAAUACAUCCACAGGUACACUUCCAAUUGACUCAAAUGAUGAAGCUUCUAAUGCCAUCAGAAGCUUCUAACUCCAUGACAUCUUUUUCUGGAAUUUUCCAAGCUUUUUAAAGGCACAGUCAAUUUAGUGUAUGUAAUCUGACCCACUGGAAUUGUGAUACAGUGAAAUAAUCUAAACAAUUGUGGGGGAAAUUACUUGUGUCAUUCACAAAGUAGAUGUCCUAACUGAUUUGCCAAAACUAGUUUGUUAACAAGAAUUUUGUGGAGUGGUUGAAAAAUGAGUUUUAAUGACUCCAACCUAAGUGUAUGUAAACUUCUGACUUCAACUGUAUCAAGCAUCUCAGAGUAGUAGGAGUGGUGAUCUAGGAUCAGGCUCCGCCCUGUCCAAAUAAUCUUAUUCAUUGUGAUCUAAAAGGCUAAACUGACCCAAAGUCAGCAUUCCUACUCUGAUAUGCUUGAUACAUACUGCCCCAGAACUCCCUAUUAAGGCAACAAAUAAAUAGGCUAUAGCUCAUUGCUCUGGCUAGCUAGCCUCCCAGAGGUGAUAGCUGGGGUGUAUUCAAUAGGGACCAAAUGGAAGCGAAAAGCUGAAUAAGGGAGAACCUAACCUUGUCCAAAAAUAAUCAUUUGUGUUUUCCAUUGUAAAGUAUUUCACUAUGGUGUGCCCUAAAGACUACACCCGAUGCUACAGGGUCGUCACUAGCUUCUGUAGUCAAAGAUGGCAUCCUUCCCUGUGGUUCAUUACAUUAUCUCUGAUCCAGCUAUAAGCCUGACAUUGUAAAACAUGUUAAUUCUCUAUGUAAUGGUUUAACGUGUGAUUGUCCAAAUUUCACUUUUGUUUUGGGCUAUUUCUGUAAUUUACAUCCAGAAUAAAUAUAUUUCUUAACUCUG
Messenger RNA from Oncorhynchus nerka (sockeye salmon), 4311 nucleotides. RefSeq names its product small integral membrane protein 13-like. Bases 490 to 756 code for a protein of 88 amino acids. Lineage: Eukaryota; Metazoa; Chordata; Actinopteri; Salmoniformes; Salmonidae. The transcript is spliced from 2 exons. The record is from RefSeq and is a predicted model, not a curated record.